Molecule: messenger RNA, 1444 nt
Organism: Anneissia japonica
Lineage: Eukaryota; Metazoa; Echinodermata; Crinoidea; Comatulida; Comatulidae
Product: protein sidekick-2-like
Exons: 6
Coding region: 1-900 (299 amino acids)
Molecular function (GO): protein binding
Source: RefSeq, a predicted model, not a curated record
AUGGCGAGUACAUCAAAAAAUUUUGUGCAUUCAUCCAAAAUCACUUUAAAAUUCAAGACCGUUCCACAUGAUACGACACGGUUGGUAAAGUUGAAGUACUUCUCAUCUGCAGGUGCUCCUUAUUCUCCUACUAAUCUGCAACUUGACUCUACGGACACAUCCGUUACCUUGACAUGGAAGAAGCCAGCGUACCCUGGAGCCUCCCCUUUACUGAGAUACAUCAUUGAAUAUAAAGAACAGGACGUAGAGUGGGAAUUGUUGUCCGACAGCAUCGAUCCAGACACCACAUCUUAUGUGAUCUCCUAUGGGAAUCUUAAGAGCAGUACUAUGUAUGAGUUCCGACUCAUGGCUGAGAACUCGCAGAGUAUAAGUGAACCAGCAAUUGCUGAUAAUCCUUUCGCUGUUCCAGCUACUGGCACUGUAGUGUUCUACGAAGAAUGGUGGUUCCUUGUAAUUGUGGGAUUAGUCGGUUUCAUCGUUGUAAUCCUUGUUGUUGCUACUCUAUGUAUGUGCGGUAAAAACGGGAAGUAUGUCGAUAAAAAGGUUCAUCGAAAUGUAUUGGAUGAGUCUGUAACAAACAUGGAAGACAACAGUUUUACUGCCUUUGAAAUGAGUAAUAGCAGACGUCCAAGCGGUGGUCGAAGGUCGCAGCAUAGAGGGAGGGGACGGGGUAAUUCAUACUCCAGAGCUCCCCCCAGGCCCAGUCCCGGAAACAUCCAUUAUUCAGAAGAAGAAGAAAGUAAACACUAUGAAGAUGUUCAAAGGACAGUGCCGCCACCUCCGGCAUUUGAGACGCCAGACGAUUUUAGUAGUGUCACGGAAAAGCCCUCUGAAGUAGAUGACGAAUCAGAAGAUGAAACACAGACCUUUUUACCCCAGGGCAUGUCCACAUUCAUAUGAUUGGUCGGUUUGCUCACCACCUAAAGGCAAUUGGUAAGGCAGAACUGUAAGGCUCCUCCCCCUUUGUUUCUACAACCAAUAACUGCUUUGCAUUCUUGGUUUGAAAAUAAACAUUAAAUUGUGAUUUGUUGACUCAACAUUUCAUCACUUCCUGGCUUGAGGUCAUUUAAUUUUGAGGUCAUUUUAUUUUUCAUGCUAUUCAACUUCCGGCAUGGUGUUUUUUUAUUAUGAUUUUCAGCUUAACAAGGACUUGAAAAGGUUCACAUCAAAUGCUUCUUUCUUCUCAUGUGGUGAUUCAUUUGCAUAUAUGAAUAUUCAUUAUGUUUGAUAUGAUUAUUCAUAUAAUUUAUGAAUAUUCAUUAAAUUAAUUUGACUGUCAAAUGUAGUCAGGUUUCCUAAUCAGCACAUUCUCUGCUAUUAAACUAAUAUAUUAUAUUCAAGGAAUUGGAUUUAUAUGUUGCAAAGACAAGCCAAACCAGUCACUCUUUGCAAAAACCAAUUAUGAGUUACAGGGUUAAAGAUUAAAAUAUAAGCUGGUAAAAAA